Molecule: messenger RNA, 794 nt
Organism: Saccostrea cuccullata (small rock oyster)
Lineage: Eukaryota; Metazoa; Mollusca; Bivalvia; Ostreida; Ostreidae
Exons: 3
Coding region: 1-750 (249 amino acids)
Molecular function (GO): protein binding
Source: RefSeq, a predicted model, not a curated record
AUGGAAACACUUGCUGAUGUGUUUUUUGGUUGGAUGUUCUUGGUGACAAAUUCCGAGAUCGUGGACGCGGUUGUCAGAUUCCACGCUUGUUUCUCUAGCAAAACUAGGCCCUACAGCCAAGAGACUGUCUAUGCUAAACGCCUUAGCCUUCGCGCUAAGCAUUCUCCUAUAUAUUUUGUCAACGUCUACAUGAGCAGUAGUAACGAAUGCUUCCCUCUAUUUUUGCUGUUUCUGAGUCACUUCCUCACAACUGUCAUACCAGAGACACCUCAGCAGAUUGUGACAAAAUACAGCGAUUAUAAGGCGAUCUGUAGUGGACUUGGAUAUAGAGAUAGAACAUGUCAAAGCAAAGGUAUUGCAUUUCAAGCUGUGCUCAUCAAGAGUAUCACAAGUCUUGGGGUACAAAAGCCGGUAAUAUUUGAAAAGGUGACUCUAAAUGAAGGUUCGGGUUAUGAUGCUACAACAGGAAAAUUUACAGCCCCGGAGGACGGGCUAUACUCCUUCAGCUGGAAUGUGUUAGUUCUUUCAGGAAAAGCUUUUCACACAGAGAUUGUCAAAGAUGGUAAAAUGGUCGCCCGAAAUUACGCCGAUGGGAAAAUAGUUAAGAGUGGUUUGUACCUAGCAAGUUCCUCCACAGUUAAUAUCAAGUUGAAAUCAAAAGAGAAAGUAUGGAUCAGAGUUCAUUUAAAUUUUGGUCAAUACGUGUAUGGUGAUCACUGGUCUUACUUUUCUGGUUUUAGGAUAAACUGAUCCAAUUUUUAUCACAUUCGAUGCAACAUGAAAUGUAAAUUAUU